GGCAAAAUUCCCAAAGCAACGGCGAUGAGUCUGCGUCUGCUCAUGUGUCUCCACGACCUGUCGCAAUACCCUUCAUAUGACUGUCGGCCAUGUUGUACGGUCGCAGUCUCUGCUACGACGCAGUCUAUCCCUCAUAACGCCCUUUCGCUCCUUCCGCGGCUCUUCACCCAAAAUGGCCUCCCCAUCGGCUGCCGACAAUUCUACUCUGAACUUCCCUCACGUUCCCAUCCCGAAGAAUGGCGUCGACUACAGAGGCAAAGUCGUGCUCGCUCCUAUGGUUCGUUCUGGAGAAUUACCUUCGCGCCUACUGGCCUUGAAAUAUGGUGCAGAUCUUGUAUGGGGACCGGAAACAGUUGACAGAUCUAUGAUUGGGACGACUCGAUACACAAAUCCUCGAACGGGCUGCAUAGAAUGGAGUCGCAACUCAAAUAACCAAAACCCGGAUGCGCCGGCAAAAGAGUCGAUCAUAUAUCGAAUCGAUCCAAAGCGCGAGUCGGACAAAUUGAUAUAUCAGAUCGGCACUGCUAGCCCUGAAUUUGCAGUGGACGCUGCAAAACUUGUUGCUCCUUAUGUAUGUGGAAUCGACGUCAACGCAGGCUGUCCAAAGCCGUUUUCUACUUCAGGAGGUAUGGGUGCGGCUCUGCUGCGAACACCGGACAAGCUGUGUGAUAUCUUGACUUCUCUUGUGACCAACGUGGGGAUCCCACAUGAGAUUGGCAUCAGCGUCAAGAUCAGACUACUCGAAACGCCCGAGAUGACUUCUGCACUGGUCAACAGACUCUGCAAGACUGGCAUCACUGGUUUGACCAUUCAUUGCAGAACAACACCCAUGCGGCCUAGAGAACGUGCUAUUCGUGAGCAACUGCAAAUGAUCGGCGAAAUCUGCAGAAGCCAUGGUGUCGCUUGCCUAAUGAACGGCGAUGUCACAUCCCGCGACGAAGGCCUGGCUCUUGCCAGAGGAUACGGAGUUGAUGGAGCAAUGAUUGCUACAGCCGCUGAAGCCAACUCCUCAGUCUUCCGACCAAAAGAUCAGGGUGGUCUAGCUCCGUGGCAAGAAGUGGUUAAGGAAUACCUGAAGCUAGCGAUCAGCGUGGAGAACAGGUACACCAAUACGAAGUUUCUGCUGUCUCAGCUCAUGCCAGGAAAGAAUCCAAACUAUCAGCGCAUUCAGAUGUCCAAAAGCUACAGCGAGGCACUUUCUAUUCUGGAGAUGACCGACUCCGAGAUUGUGGAACAGGCAAAAGAGGUCGACCACGUUUUGAAGCUUGAUGUGCAAAGAACCACCAAGGCGGACAUGAGGCGACAGAAUAAGCAGCAAAUGAAAGAGGGCCAAGCCAAAAAACAGGAGAAGAAGAGAGCUUUGGAACAGAAGCACGACCGGAACGAGCGCGACCAACAUCCUGGCCCAGAGCGGACGAAAAAGCAGAAAGCAGAAAUAGCUGCGGAAAAUGCUGGCUUUGACGGUGUCGGGCAAGGUGCCAUGGCGAUUGCUGUGUGACACGUAAUCCAGAGGACGUUGACUUCUUCUACCAAGUCUACCCCUCCAAACGGAUUUCCCACCCCUCCUGUUGCUACGAUGGUCCCCAGUGGCAUCAACAGUUGCUCUCUCGCACUGUUUAUCCGCCAGUCGACGCCGCGCAGAUUGAUGGUCGUCCUCGAGAGUACGGCGCCGAGUUUCGCCUUCACAUCGCAUGAGCUUGGAGCUUGCGAACGAGAUCUGUGAGGGUUAGAAGCAGCACUGGGAUGCACUAAGAAGCUAGGCGAGUAGUCCUGCUAGGACUCGGGGAAAGUGAGCUUUCAAGUUGUACAACUGAUCUUGCACGAAGCGUGCACCCUGACAUUUGUACAAUGAGCAUCGAAUGGGAACUCCUCGUAGUAGUACGUCUCCGACGCCAUCCCCGCUCGACGAAUAGCUCCAAUAUGCAUACAUGUUGUACAGACAAGGCCAGGAUGUAUCUCAGCGAUUUAUUCGCUCAGUCGCCUUUCCCUCCUAUCCAAGACCCGAGACAUCGUCUCGAAACUAAUGUCCGGAGACAAUGCUUCGGAGACGUUACCUGUCUUCGACUAUUGAGCGUUGCCGCAGUGUUUUCUCGAGGCCAGUUAAACCAGCACCCUCACAAAUGGGUCCUGAAGAUGGCAUGCGGCGUAGCAAAGCAUUUCUGCUAGACUCGUGAGGAAUCAUGGUCUCUCAUGCUGAUCAACCAGACAGCUCUGCUUUCCGAUCCGAUGCCCUAGCAUGCCUGUUCACUU
Molecule: messenger RNA, 2250 nt
Organism: Exophiala xenobiotica
Lineage: Eukaryota; Fungi; Ascomycota; Eurotiomycetes; Chaetothyriales; Herpotrichiellaceae
Exons: 1
Coding region: 77-1498 (473 amino acids)
Biological process (GO): tRNA dihydrouridine synthesis
Cellular component (GO): cytoplasm
Molecular function (GO): flavin adenine dinucleotide binding; tRNA dihydrouridine synthase activity
Source: RefSeq, a predicted model, not a curated record